This is a messenger RNA of Paramecium sonneborni, 2486 nucleotides long. NCBI's taxonomy places the organism in Eukaryota, Ciliophora, Oligohymenophorea, Peniculida, Parameciidae. The record is from the annotation of a GenBank genome assembly.
AUGUCAACAAAGCCAUUAGAAGAAGAAAUCAAAGCUCUCGAAUCUAAGGUAUAGGAUUUUAAUAAGUUAAGAUUGGUAAGAUGACAGAAGAAGUUGAAGGUUUAGAUAAAUAUUAUGCAGAUAAAAGUCAUCACCUAUUUCAUUUGAAUACUCAAAUUGAAGGUUUGGCUAAAUCUCUUAAAUAACGAAAAGAACUAGGGACUGAUAAAAUUAAAGAACAAUUAGAAUAAGAGUAAGUGGUUUUAAAGAAGAGUUAAGAAUAAACUGAUGUUAAACUAAGAAAAACAUUUUAGAAUUUUUUUACUCAGCAGAAAACUCGAAUGUAUUUAUUGGCUAACAAAUCAAACUAAAAAAUGGAUGUGAACUCUGUAGCUAUAUUUCUACUAGAGAAUCCACAUAAAUUUGUAUUAAGUAAAUGGAGUGAAGAUGAAACAUAAGACUUUAAUGAUGGAUUUUCUGUUACUUAUAAAUGUGUUACUUUUUUAAUAAAAAAAACCACAACAAUUUAAUAGAUAUUUGAUUGGAGUGUGUAAUAUUGGGAAUUAUCUAGAAGUGAAUACACAAUGGUAGACAAAAAUUGUAAUUGUAUGGAUCUAUUGAUGAAUUACUCAGCAGAAAACUUUUUCUCUGCUCAUAAGGAAUAAGUAUAAUUUGCAUGUCUAUAUGUAUAUCGAAAAUAAUUAGCUACUAACUUUUUGUUAGAUGAAUAGAAAAUUAAUAUUUCAUUACCAAAUAGAAAUCAAUAAACAAGUCAAGAUGAUGAAAAUAUUAAAUAAAUAAAAAAAGAAUUAGAUGAUUUUGUGGAAGUCUAACCUGGUUUAAAACUUUAUGAAAAAUAAGAUUAAGAAGAAAACUAAGAAAGCACAAAUAUCAGUAUUGGUUGGAAAAUCUUUCUUUUAAUCUUGUCUGCUACACUACUCAUAUUAAUCUACAUAAAUUCUAAAAAUAUUAUGGAUUAUGAAACAACUUCUUAAGUUAGAUUAACUUUACAUAAUUACUUAUUGGAGGUUAAAUAUGGUUUAAAUACUGUUUCAACCAUAGAGGAUUUAUACAAAAAAAUAAAUUUGAUUACUAUAGUUGAUAAAUUUAAUGUAACUUAAUCAGAUGGAUCAAUUUAAGAAGAAAUCAAAAUUUAAUUUUAAUUCAUUUAAAUGGGACCAAAAUUUAAAGUAUUUUAGGUAUAGAGUAGUAAUUAUACAUGUAAUGAAAUUGAAAUAGCAUCUGGUUAUGAUUUAUGUUAUUACUCUAUAUAUAGUGAUAAAAAUGCAUUAAAAGAUUAAAUUGUAGCUAGUGAUGGUUAGACUUAUCCAUGGGGAGAAUAUAAACCCGCAGAACUUUCUGGAGUAUCUGCUUUUAGUGGAAUUCUCUCAGAUUAUGAUGGUGGUGGUUUUGAUGAAUCUUAUGAUUCUUAUGAAUAUGUUGAUGACAAAGUUUAAUAACAUAAAGCUUAAGGUAUGUUUAAUAUUUAUACAACCAAAAUGGUUCUUUUUAACAUUGUUAUUUAUGAUGAUAGUAGAGAAUAAUUUUAUGUCAUUUAUUAUUUCUUUGAAAUCGCUCCUAGUUAUGAAAUUGUUCAGUAAUUGCACAUCUAGAGUUUUAGAAUCUUGAAACCAGAAGAAUCUGCUAGUUUCUGGCUUACUGAAUAUAUUAUGUUAGCUAUAUCAGGAAUAUUAAAUUCUAUUAUGAUAUUUGUUGCUGUCAAAGAGGCUUUAAAUCAGAUUUAAAAAAAAUAUUAGAACUUUUAACUUAGAAGAGAUUUUACUGCCUUUAUACAAGUCGGUAUUAUGUAUUAAUUAACAAUCUUUAUUUUAUAAUUGAUAAGUUUCAUGAUGUUUUCAUCAAUUCCUUCUGAUUCAUUGCAAGUUCUACAACAUUCUUCUGAAUCUUCCAUUAUGUAUUACGCAAAUCAAUUCAAUAGAGGAUUAAUUAUUAGAGGAAUUCUAAUUAUUUUGGUUGGAUUCAACACUCUUAAAUUAUUUUAAAUAUCAGAAUCAGUUGCAUUUGUUUAAGCUAUGGCUGCUAAAGGAGCUGAAAAUAUUAUUAUGAUUAGUAAAUUAAUCUUAUAAAAUAGUCAUAUUUGCUAUAACGAUCUUAGCUUCUUAUGCUUUCAUAUUCUAUCAGCUAUUUUCACAACGAUUUGAUGAAUUUACAACUUAUUAUAGAUCUUUUAUAUCUACUUGCGGAAUGUUCUUCCUUGGAAAUUUCAAAAUUUGGUUUAAAAUAGUAGAUUAUGAAGUUUAAACAAUGAUAAUAAUAACAUCUUUAGUAUUUGUUACUUAUACUUAUGGUGCGACUGUUUUAGUAAAUGCUGUCUUAUAAGAAGUCUAUCGAACAAUCAGGUAAUUUGAUAAUAAAAUAUUUUUAGUUAUCGUACUGAUCAUUUGUAAACAAUAAAAGAAUUUUAUGCUAAGAUUGAUGAAAUUAAGUUAAAGAUUCAACAGGCCAUUUCAUAAUUAAUUGAAAAACUUAGAAGGAAAAAUUAAUGA